Molecule: messenger RNA, 1151 nt
Organism: Paramacrobiotus metropolitanus
Lineage: Eukaryota; Metazoa; Tardigrada; Eutardigrada; Parachela; Macrobiotidae
Product: CD151 antigen-like
Exons: 6
Coding region: 41-1036 (331 amino acids)
Cellular component (GO): membrane
Source: RefSeq, a predicted model, not a curated record
UUAAAUUUAAAUAUUGUUAAAAAUUAAUUCGUCAGCCAGGAUGUUCGAUUAUCAGUUUAGAAAGGUUGGGGGCUUUGUUAUCUUCAUUCUGCCUUUCUGCCUGGAACUGGAUUACCAGAAUAAUUACAUUUUCGACGCUCUGCAACUGGCCGAUCAGCACCGAACCUGGCACAAAGGAAUCGUGGGAGUGGCUGGGAUUUUUAUUAUGGGCAUCGGUAUACUAGGCGCCACUGCGGCCUGGGCUCAUAAGGACGACAAAGCGGUCAGGAUGCUGAUGGCUCUCUUUGGUGUAACCGCACUGCUUGCACUUCUCGGUGGUUUCCAGAUCUUUGGCAUCGUUUUCAUUCAGACAGAAAGAGAUUUGAUGGAAACAUGGACAAAUACCGAUUUGCUGCACAGCAUUCACCUGUAUAAGACCACACCCAACGGAUCUAUUCAGGAGGAAAUAGAUUUCAAACAAUCUAAGGGUCAGUGUUGUGGUUCGCAAAGUUAUCAGGAUUGGCUGGAUCAAAAGACCAAAGAUCACCUUCAAAAUUGGAUUUUGGGGCCAAAUUUUACACUUCCGCUGAACAGAACUGACCGCCGGGAAAGCUUCGCGAGACUUCAACAUCAGUCAAUAGGAUACCAAACGUUCUACAUGCCACCUCCGUCCUGCUGUAAGGUGGAGCAAAGCCGCUGCACUAUUGAUCUGAAAACGCUGGCCGGGUGCUCGAUCAGCUCGGAUCAUGACUUCUGCGAUAUCUACACUGAAGGAUGUGCACCGAAAAUGAACGCCCAUCUGGACACAGUUGUACUAAACGCGACGCUGGUCAUCGCGUUUGUAUUUCUCUUUUUAGAGCUUGCCGGUUUUAUUGCCGUACUUUGCUGUGCUUGGCGAACACUGAACAACAUGGCUCUCAACUACCACAAAAUUAAGGAUGAUGGAAUUCCCCAGCCAGUAACCGGAUCCGCGGGCACAGCUACUCAACUUUCGCUCGAAACAACAAGCUUACAGUCGGUCUCAACAAGCGCACCAAAUUACAGAACCUCGUCUUAGAAUUAUUGCAACAAUGUCAGAUUGUUUGAUAGACAUAAUUUUUCAUGAUUUUAUGCUGAUGUUGCUGGAAUGUGUUGCUAGAGGAUUUUCUGGUGCAGUCUGAAGCAAAAACUAA